Messenger RNA from Humulus lupulus (European hop), 835 nucleotides. Its product is annotated as probable glutathione S-transferase. Lineage: Eukaryota; Viridiplantae; Streptophyta; Magnoliopsida; Rosales; Cannabaceae. The record is from RefSeq and is a predicted model, not a curated record. The transcript has 2 exons. Gene Ontology annotation, molecular function: glutathione transferase activity. The coding region runs from base 79 to 744 and encodes 221 amino acids. Gene Ontology annotation, biological process: glutathione metabolic process. Gene Ontology annotation, cellular component: cytoplasm.
ACACACUUCUUUUCGCUCACAUUAAUAUUCUGCAUUUUGCUUCUUAAUUAGUUUUUGGUGUUUGAGGAGAAGGUUGCAAUGGCAGACGAGGUGACUCUGUUGGAUUUCUUGCCUAGUAUGUUUGGCAUGAGAGUCAGAAUAGCUCUGGCUGAAAAGGGUAUCAAGUAUGAGUACAAGGAACAAGAUCUGUUUAACAAGAGCCCUCUGCUUCUUGAGAUGAACCCGGUUCACAAGAAGAUUCUGGUUCUGAUCCACAAUGGAAAACCAAUCAGUGAGUCACUCAUUAUUUUGGAGUACAUCGAUGAAGUUUGGCAUGAUAAAGCUCCACUGCUUCCUUCUGAUCCAUAUGAGAGAGCUCAAGCCAGGUUCUGGGCUGACUUCAUUGACAAAAAAGUGAAUAAUGUUGGGAGGAAAGUGUGGUUCGCAAGGGGAGAUGAAGAGAAAGAGACAAGCAAGAAGGAAUUCUUUGAAGUGUGGAAGCAAAUGGAGGCAGAGCUUGGAAAGAAGCCAUACUUUGGAGGAGAGAGCUUUGGUUCUGUUGACAUUGCUCUCGUUGUUUUCUCCCCCUGGUUUUAUACUUAUGAGACUUUUGGCAACUUCAGCAUGGAGGAAGAGUGCCCUAAAAUCGUAGCAUGGGCCAAGAGGUGCCGAGAGAAUAAGGAAAGCGUUGCUAGAUCUUUUCAUGAUGAGACAAAUAAUUACGAUUAUGUUGUGCAGUUGAAGAAGAAGAUUGGAAUCGAAUAGAUGAUCACCAAGACCAUGCAUGAUCAAGAAAAUAUAUAUUACAUAUCAAGUUUCGUUGCAUUGAGGUUUUUUUUAUGUGUUUUCCUUGAGU